Molecule: messenger RNA, 648 nt
Organism: Caenorhabditis remanei
Lineage: Eukaryota; Metazoa; Nematoda; Chromadorea; Rhabditida; Rhabditidae
Exons: 4
Coding region: 1-648 (215 amino acids)
Source: RefSeq, a predicted model, not a curated record
AUGUUGUCUUAUCGUCUCCUUCCAGUUCUUUUUAUUCUAACAAUCGGAUUUGUCGGAGUCACAGGAGAAAAUCAAGAGGAAAUUCCUUGUGAGGAUGAGUCAACAACAUCCAACAACAAUGGAAAAGAUACGACAGUCACAACAACACCUACUGUUCCCAAAACUACAACUAUACGCCCGUGUGGAAAAGUCAAUGCGCCUGUAACACCUUACCUAAGAAAGAAUGGUUACUGGUGCUCAAUGAUGUUUGUGUACGGCGCAAACAGUACUAAUAUCUAUGGAUACGACAAUGCUGUUUUCGACUGUAAUCUUAAUAAUUUGGUUUUGGGCAGUUUGGAAACGGACAAGGAAAAAGCUUCAUAUAUUAAAUUGGUCCAAGAAACGGUUCUCUAUGACCUCACUGCGUUCUGGGUAGCAGCGAGUCUCAACACAACUGAUCAUAAAUACUAUUGGGCCGAUGGGCAUGCAGUUGGACUUUUAGAUCCCCAACCAACAGUUGUUGACCCCAAUGGUCGUGUUGCUUGGUUCAUUAAUAAGAAUUCAAGUGUACCUGGUUAUGGAGAUUACAGAGUUGUUGAAAAAUCUGGUAACGGAAAUCCGAAAGUCAAUGCUAAUUUGUGUGGUGCCCCUGGAAUACAGUUUAAUUGA